UUGGCAGUUCUUCUUGUCUCUAAGCUGAAUGGAAAAUUAACUUUAUAGGUAAAAAGAGAUCAAAUAUAACUGGCACUUCAAUUCAGUUAUUAGAAUGGUUUGGACACACUCCAAUAUAUUUGACAUAAUUCUGAAACAAAGUUACAGUGAUGGACUAAAAAAACAGAUUCAGUGUCAAGAUAGAAGACGUGGCCAUACAGUAGCAUGGACAGAGCAAUAUUUGUGUUAGUUCUCGAAGAAAACCGUGGAUUAUAUCGCAAAACAAAAUACUGCAGGUGAAAAUACGGACGACACUGACGGUCAUUGGCAAGAAGAUGGCCUCUUGGGAAGAAAAUUUGGGUCAGCCCAAUCGUUCUGUUCUGGGAAUGGAAGGGGCAUCACACUUGUCCAGUUCCCUCUUCAAUCUCAGCAGCAGUUAUGGGGGUCCAGGGGCUUUUCUCUGGCUGGUUCCAUCAGAGAAUAUAACAUUCUCCACCACAAUGUCCACAAUGCAGCCCGUAGUCCCUCCGCGAGUGCGGGACCAGGCCUUGGCCCAGGCAGAGAUCGGGGUGCUAGGGCUGGUAUUUGCCCUCACAACUCUGGGUAACAUCUUCGUGCUGUGGGUACUGCUGCAUAGGAAGAAACAUCACGCACCUAUGCACCUCUUCAUGGUCAAUCUGUGUGUGGCUGACCUAGUAGUGGCCUUCUUUCAGGUGCUGCCACAGUUGGUCUGGGACAUUACCGAGCGGUUUCAGGGCCCUGAUGCUCUUUGUCGCUCAGUCAAGUAUUUGCAAAUUGUCGGAAUGUUUGCGUCCUCCUACAUGAUUGUUGCCAUGACUGUGGAUCGCCAUUAUGCCAUCUGCUGCCCCUUGCAGGCAUAUCGAGGGACCACGCCCUCUCAUUGGAACACCCCUAUCAUGGUUGCAUGGGGCCUGGCCUUGGUGCUCAGUUUACCACAGGUUUUUAUCUUUUCACGAUCAGAGGUGGCCCCUGGGGAGUUUGAAUGCUGGGGACACUUUGCUGAGCCAUGGGGCCUUAAAGCAUAUGUCACCUGGAUGACUGUGGCUGUGUUAAUAUUGCCAGCCUUAAUCAUCACUGUCUGUCAGGUUCGCAUCUUCAGAGAGAUCCAUGACAAUAUCUACCUGAAGUCAGAGCGGGUGGUGAUGGCAGAAUUCAAGCGGAACUCUGUCUUCUUCCACUUUCCUCAACGGGACGGAUGCAGCAGGGGAAGGGACAGAGAGAGAGACAGACAGUGCGGACACAACCACCAUGGUGACAACAUUCUCAGCCAAGCUCUCUGCAGCCCUUCUCAUCCCUCUUCCUCUCCUGCAGACCUUCAAAUCUUAAAUGAUGACUAUUCUAAGACUUUGCCUUGUAGGAACUCUAUCUGCAAGCCUAGCUUUAGACCCCUCCCAUCUUCAGACUGCUCCUCCCCCUCCAUCACACCUCACCUGCAAAACACCACUCCUGUCAACACCCCCAGCUAUCUCUCUGACUCCUCCCAUUCUCAAUUACUGACAACCAGUAGCAUGUGUGAAAGAUCUUGUGCCACCUUUUCAUUGGCUGGACAAUCAAACACCUCUGGAGCUUCUGAGCUAUGGCCAGAUGUGCUUCCGGAUACUGCAGACUUUCCCCUCCCCAUUGAGUACUCACACCCACUUCCUCUCCCAGGUGUGACCAAGGCCAUGUCUAAGACGGUGAGGAUGACUCUUGUCAUUGUGCUGGUCUACACCAUCUGCUGGUCUCCUUUCUUUAUUGUUCAGUUAUGGGCAGCCUGGGACCCCAACCCACCAGACCAAGGAGUAGCUUUCACCAUUCUGAUGCUAUUGGCCAGUCUGAACUCCUGCACUAACCCGUGGAUUUACACAGCCUUCUCCAGCAGUGUGUCCAGAGAACUGGUCACUCUGCUGCGCUGCCACAUUGGGUUACCACGCCGAGGUUCCCUACCAGAUGACUCCACCACUCACACAUCCACCACCGCCAAGGACUCUAUCUACUGAAUUCUUCCCAGAAUUCACCAUAGAGCACACAGCCAAAGGCCAAUGCAGUUUAAUCGACUGAUGUGUAAGACUACACACAUGCUACCUAGCAGGUGAAGCUGGUUGACCAGCAUGGUAUUUCAAAAUAAGCUGGUUAAGCUUGUUUAAAAGCCUGGUUGGGACAACUAAUUCAAAGUCUUUACCAGAUUCAGGUACGGAAAUGGCGAUUACACAAUCUGAACAGCAGGUACUUAUAUGUCAACAGCGAUGCCACACUGUUAAAAAAAGCAUUCAGUUACUAAUCACAGUGCCAAGACCAGUGGAUUUCACUGAUAGCUGUAUAUUUAGUUUAGUCUAUCACAUGAAAUCAGACUAGAGUGAGAAUGGCCCUGUAACUGUCUGAAUCAUACUGAGGAAGAGGAUGGGUAAGGAGGCAAAAGAUUGGUGGACCUCCAUUCAUCAACAUGUUUCUUUUAAUUACUCUCAGUGUUCUCAAAGAUUAGCAUCACCAGAUUAUAUCAGACAUUACAGUACAAACUAUGUGUGGAAAUGUGAGUGGGAACAGAAAAAACAUGUGAACAAUGCAUGAAGAAUGGACAAAUGUUUAUCUGGAUGCACUUUUGACAGUUGCAGAAGACCGGCAACAAGAUCACAUCUUGUGGCUUCACAUCAGAAUGUCAAAUUUGAGGAGUGGAUCCACCAUUGUGGCAGCUUAGUUAUGGGGGUACACACUCUAGACUGGGAGAGAAUCGUACUCUCAUGUCAGAAAGACAGACAGCUGGGUAUUCCCGGUAGAGUAGUUUAAAUAAAUAAGAGUGUAGAAGACACUGUGAAUUGGAUUGAAUUGUCUAAGGUAUGUGAAUACUGACUAUUACUCUAAAUCACUAGAAGUCCUGGCAGUUUCAAAUAACAGGUUGAACAAUGGGCGGAAAUUUCCAUUUGAUCACAAUGUUACACAUAAUGCUGAGUGUACAGGAUGUCAUUAA
Messenger RNA from Xyrauchen texanus (razorback sucker), 2944 nucleotides. Its product is annotated as vasopressin V2 receptor-like. The coding region runs from base 315 to 1979 and encodes 554 amino acids. Gene Ontology annotation, biological process: G protein-coupled receptor signaling pathway; regulation of systemic arterial blood pressure by vasopressin; positive regulation of vasoconstriction. The transcript is spliced from 6 exons. Gene Ontology annotation, cellular component: membrane. The record is from RefSeq and is a predicted model, not a curated record. Gene Ontology annotation, molecular function: peptide binding; vasopressin receptor activity. NCBI's taxonomy places the organism in Eukaryota, Metazoa, Chordata, Actinopteri, Cypriniformes, Catostomidae.